Messenger RNA from Molossus molossus (Pallas's mastiff bat), 1719 nucleotides. It is a transcript of the gene GMPPA, whose product is annotated as GDP-mannose pyrophosphorylase A. The coding region runs from base 197 to 1474 and encodes 425 amino acids. The record is from RefSeq and is a predicted model, not a curated record. Gene Ontology annotation, molecular function: transferase activity. NCBI's taxonomy places the organism in Eukaryota, Metazoa, Chordata, Mammalia, Chiroptera, Molossidae. The transcript has 14 exons. Gene Ontology annotation, cellular component: cytoplasm. Gene Ontology annotation, biological process: biosynthetic process.
CAGUAGCGGGCGGCAGAGCUGGCAUAAAGGGGACUAGUGGUAAAGAGAUCUGAUGGAAGGGUGGCGAAAGGGGUCGAAGACAGGGCACGGCUCCUAGACAGGGCGGAUCGGAGUUCCUGGCUGGCUCUCCGCACGUCGGGUGCUGUACUGGCCACAAAACCCCUGGAUAUGCGAGAUUUAGGUAGCAGUUGCCGUCAUGCUGAAAGCUGUAAUCCUGAUUGGAGGCCCUCAAAAGGGGACUCGCUUCAGGCCUUUGUCUUUUGAGGUGCCCAAACCCCUGUUUCCAGUGGCGGGGGUCCCUAUGAUCCAGCACCACAUUGAGGCCUGUGCCCAGGUCCCUGGAAUGCAGGAGAUUCUGCUCAUUGGCUUCUACCAACCUGAUGAACCACUUACCCGGUUCCUAGAAGCUGCCCAGCAAGAGUUUAACCUUCCAGUCAGGUACCUGCAGGAAUUUGCCCCUCUGGGCACAGGAGGCGGUCUCUACCAUUUCCGGGAUCAGAUCCUGGCUGGGGGCCCCGAAGCCUUCUUCGUGCUCAACGCUGAUGUUUGCUCCGACUUCCCCUUGAGUGCCAUGUUGGCUGCCCACAGACACCAGCCUCACCCUUUCUUGCUUCUGGGCACUACGGCUAACAGGACACAAUCCCUCAACUAUGGCUGCAUCGUAGAGAAUCCACAGACACACGAGGUCCUGCACUAUGUGGAGAAACCCAGCACGUUCGUCAGUGACAUCAUCAACUGCGGCGUCUACCUCUUUUCCCCAGAAGCUCUGAAGCCCCUUCGGGAUGUCUUCCAGCGUAAUCAGAAGGAUGGGCAACUCUGCCUUCCUGUGGGGGAGGACUCCUCAGGCCUGUGGCGGGGGGCAGGCACCAUCCGCCUGGAGCAGGAUGUGUUCUCGGCCCUGGCUGGGCAGGGCCAGAUCUACGUGUACCUCACUGACGGGAUCUGGAGCCAGAUCAAGUCUGCAGGCUCCGCACUCUAUGCCUCCCGCCUCUACCUGGGCCAGUACCAGCUCACGCACCCCGAACGCCUGACCAAGCACAGCCCAGGGGGGCCACGGAUUCGAGGAAAUGUUUACAUUCACCCAACGGCUAAGGUGGCCCCAUCAGCUGUGCUGGGCCCCAACGUCUCCAUUGGGGAGGGGGUGACUGUGGGCGAGGGUGUGCGGCUCCGAGAGAGCAUUGUCCUUCAUGGAGCCACGCUACAGGAGCACACAUGUGUUUUGCACAGCAUUGUGGGCUGGGGAAGCACUGUGGGGCGCUGGGCCCGUGUGGAGGGUACCCCGAAUGACCCCAAUCCCAACGACCCUCGAGCCCACAUGGACAGUGAGAGCCUCUUCAAGGAUGGGAAGUUGCUGCCUGCCAUCACCAUCCUGGGCUGCCGUGUCCGGAUCCCUGCUGAGGUGCUCAUCCUGAACUCGAUCGUUCUGCCACACAAGGAGCUGAGCCGAAGCUUCACCAACCAGAUCAUCCUCUGAAGGGGGCUGCCACAGGGCCCCCCCAACUCCUACCCCUCCAGCCUGUGUCCAGAAUGGACCUGGGGAAGCCAGGCAGAAUCUCACACAUCCAGAACAACGUGGGUGGGCAGAGGACUCCUGGCCUCCCUUUCCACUCCUAAUAAACCCCAUGAACCUUGGAGCCAGCGAGGACUCAGCUUGUGCCUGGACUGGUGUGGGGGUGGAAGGGGGGCAGCUGAGUCAGGCCCCCCCACAUUAGCAUUUAA